AUGGGUCACGAAGAUGCUGUGUAUCUUGCCAAGCUGGCCGAGCAGGCUGAGCGCUACGAAGAGAUGGUUGAGAACAUGAAGAUCGUCGCCUCCGAGGACCGUGAUCUUACCGUCGAGGAGCGCAAUCUCCUGUCCGUCGCUUACAAGAAUGUCAUCGGUGCCCGACGUGCCUCGUGGCGAAUCGUUACCUCCAUCGAGCAGAAGGAGGAGUCUAAGGGUAACUCGUCCCAGGUUGGUCUCAUCAAGGAGUACCGACAGAAGAUCGAGGCCGAGCUUGCCAAGAUCUGCGACGACAUUCUUGACGUUCUCGACAAGCACCUUAUCCCGUCUGCUAAGUCUGGAGAGUCGAAGGUUUUCUACCACAAGAUGAAGGGUGACUACCACCGCUACCUCGCUGAGUUCGCCGUUGGUGAUCGACGAAAGGAGUCCGCAGACAAGUCGCUUGAGGCCUACAAGGCUGCUACUGAGGUCGCCCAGACCGAGCUCCCUCCCACGCACCCCAUCCGUCUUGGUCUUGCCCUGAACUUCUCCGUCUUCUACUACGAGAUUCUCAACGCCCCCGACCAAGCUUGCCAUCUUGCGAAGCAAGCUUUCGACGAUGCGAUUGCUGAACUCGACACCCUAAGCGAGGAAAGCUACAAGGACUCGACUCUCAUCAUGCAACUCCUCCGAGACAACCUCACCCUCUGGACUUCUUCCGAGGCAGAACCCCCCGCGGAGUCGGCCGCAGCCCCUGCUCAGGAGGCUGAAAAGACCAGCGACACUCCGGCCGAGGAGCCUAAGGCUGCUGCCGAGUAA
Molecule: messenger RNA, 798 nt
Organism: Hypoxylon trugodes
Lineage: Eukaryota; Fungi; Ascomycota; Sordariomycetes; Xylariales; Hypoxylaceae
Product: putative 14-3-3 family protein ArtA
Exons: 5
Coding region: 1-798 (265 amino acids)
Biological process (GO): signal transduction
Cellular component (GO): cytoplasm
Source: RefSeq, a predicted model, not a curated record